This is a messenger RNA of Wasmannia auropunctata (little fire ant), 3312 nucleotides long. RefSeq names its product sarcalumenin. The transcript is spliced from 11 exons. The record is from RefSeq and is a predicted model, not a curated record. Lineage: Eukaryota; Metazoa; Arthropoda; Insecta; Hymenoptera; Formicidae. Gene Ontology annotation, molecular function: GTP binding. The coding region runs from base 199 to 2832 and encodes 877 amino acids.
GCGUCCAUCGCUGCCGUGGGAUAAGAGGAAGAAGGAAGAGAGGGGCGAUCUUUUCGGGGUUUGGCGGUAGUGACAAUGCCAGUGCCUCGCGGGCCAGUUGGAGUCGAGGGCGACGACGGGAUCGAGAAGUGAGAGAGGACGAGCUGUGCGCCAGACAGCCCUGGCCCCGGCCGAUCGCGUAGUGUCUAGUGCGACGAGAUGACGGGUGCGCGGAUGAGACCCGCGCUCGUCGUGGGCCUCCUCCUGAGCUUUCUAGCCGUUGCUUUACGAGGAGUGCAGUGCGAAGACGAGCUGGUACCAUCCGAGGACCAAUGUCGACCAUACAUCGAAAAAGCGCUUAAGGAUCUCGGCACAGGAUCUUUGGAGCAGACCAGUGCAGAGGUCGGAAUCGAGAUCGACCAAGAGAGUCAUGAGGAAACGUCACCUGCGAGCGAGGAAACUGGCGAGGCAGCAGACGAUGCUUCGAAAGAAGAGGUUAAAGAUGAGGGAUCGGUAGAGGAAAGCGCGGAAGCGACCGCCGACGAGAGUAAGGAAAUAACCGAAGAUCAAGCUGAUGAUAGCGAAGAAAAAGCGCAGGAGAUAUCCGAGAAAGAAGAAGAAAGCGAUAAAGCCGUGAUUGAUGAAAGUGCUGAAAUUAGCACUCUUCAAGAAGAAGAAGCAGAGAAGGCUGAAGGGGCGUCCGCUGAAGACGAUGGAGAACAAACCGACUCUUCCGAAAAAGUGAUCGAAGAGGCGAAAACUGAUGAAGACGAAGAUAAAUCCGACGAAGAAACAAAAGUAGAUGACGAAAAAUCCGAGGAGGAGAAAGUAGACGACGAUGCGAAGUCCGAAGAGAAAAAGGAAACCGAUGAAUCGAAAGCUGAAGACGAGGAACAAGGGGAAUCCAAAGAAGCCACUGAAGAAGUAGGAGAUGAGUCUAAAGAAGAGGUGGAAACUCAGCAAGCAUCCGCGGAAGCUAGCGUUGAGGAAGAAGCUGACAGUAAAGCCGAAGAGGGCGCCGAAUCGACCGAAGAUCAGACGGUGAGCGCGGAGGAUGAGAAAGAUGACACUGAGGAAAGCACUGAAGCUAAAGGUGAAGAAAAAGAAAGCGCAGAAGAUGCAGAGACAGUAAAUUCCGAAGAUGUAGAAGACGAAACAAAGUCGGAGGAAGAAGUGGGGGCAAAAUCUGCUGAAGAUGAAGAAGAUGGAACAGCGGCAUCUGCGGAAGAGAAAUCAAAGGAGGAAGAAACAAAAUCCGAGGAAGAGGAUACGAAAACUGAAGAGAAGAACGAAAAAUCGGAGGAAGAAGACGCGAAGUCAGAGGAGAAAGAAAGUGAAGAUGUAAAAUCACGCGGCAAACGAGAAAUCGGUGAAAAAAGCGCUGAAGAUAGUGAAUCUGCGGAAGAAGCUGCCAGUGAGGAAGAACAGGAAUCUACUCCAGAGGAGGACCUAAUUCAAGAAAUCGAAAUUCCGGAGAAUCUUCGACCCAGAGAUCAUAUUAAUCAGUUGCUGAAAUUGGAUGAAGAAAAUGAGGAAAAAGAGCGAGCUAUACAAAGAGAGGCUGACAUUAUUCUUAGGGAUUUGAAGAGGCUCUAUGACAACGCUAUAAAACCGUUAGAAACCAUGUACAAGUACAGAGACUUAAGCAACAGGCAUUUCGGAGAUCCCGAGAUAUUUUCCAAGCCACUAGUACUAUUUAUGGGACCGUGGAGCGGCGGAAAAUCGUCCAUCAUUAAUUAUCUGCUCGACAUCGAGUACAAGUCAAUGUCAUUGAGGACAGGUGGUUUGAGAGAGUGCUUAGAAGAGCAUUGCAAAUCGCCAAAUGGAAAAAAUGACACAGGAGCCGAGCCAUCACCGGCGUACUUCAACAUAAUAAUGCACGGCGAGAAGGAGGAGGUUCUUGAUGGCACUCAGUUGGCUGCCGAUUGGACUUUUUCGGGACUGCAGAAAUUCGGACAGGGACUCCUGGAUCGACUCAGAGGCCUGCGACUUAAUAAUAAGUUGCUAGAAAAAGUAAACAUCGUCGAGAUUCCGGGUAUCUUGGAAAUUCGAAAGCAAGUUCAGCGCUUAUUUCCCUUCAAUGACGCGUGCCAGUGGUUCAUCGAUCGAGCAGACAUAAUAUUUUUGGUUUACGAUCCCGCCAAGUUGGACGUCGGUCCCGAAACCGAGGCGAUUCUUGACCAAUUAAAGGGAAGAGAGUAUCAGACCCGCAUUAUCCUCAACAAAGCCGAUCAGGUAAAGCCCGAGGAACUCAUGAGGGUGCAGGGCGCCCUAAUCUGGAAUAUAUCGCCGCUCAUGUCAAGCGCGGAGCCGCCAAUAAUGUACUCCACGUCGUUAUGGUCGUUACCUUACGAGGCUGGUGCACCCAUCAGGUUGCUGUACGCUCAAGAACGCGCAUUCCUUCGCGACCUACGUUCCGCAAUAAACAAGAGGGUCGAGCACAAGAUAGCGAGCGCCAGAAGAUUCGCGGUACGAGUGCGCAAUCACGCUAAGAUGGUGGAUUGCUACCUGACGACGUAUUACAAUCACAAAACGUUCUUCGGCAACAAGCGGGAGAUCAGCGACAAGAUUAUCGAGAAUCCGCAGGACUACCAUAUCUACGAGGGCCUCAGCACGCUCACCAACAUAUCGCGCUACGAUCUACCUGAUCCGGAUGUCUACCGUGACUUCUUCCGGUUAAAUUCGCUCUACGACUUCCCGCUGCUGAGUUCCACAUGCACGUACUUCCGUGGCUGUCCGAUCAACAGGCUCGACGUCGCCAUCGCCUACGAUCUACCCGAGCUGGUGGGCAACUACAAGAAGUCAGUGGAGGCGGUGUUGCACGAGAGCGAGAGCAACAGUCCGCCGAGUUGAGUUGCGCGUUCGCGUCCGCAGAACGGAGUAUCUUUGAUACCAUGUGAAAUACGGAUUGGCGACAAAACAACGUUUAGACCUCCGCUAUAGAUAUCGCGAAGAAACUACUCAGCCUGUAUGCCUUGGUAGCUUAAAAGAGACGCUCGACGACGACGGUGAACGAGCUGAAAAAAGCCCGAUAUUUGAGAUGGUACCAAGGAUCUUCUUCUUGAAACGCACACAGGCAGUUAGAUCGCAGCUAUCUUCGCGAGUUGUAUUCGAGGUGCUCCAAUGAUAAGAGGUCGGAGUUCGCAAAAGAAGUGCUGCAGUUCGCGAAAAGCAGCGGAAGGGCAUGAAGGUCUCGAAGCGUGAAAAUCGGAAGGGGGAGGGGGUGGGGGGAGUAUCAUCAUUUGAGCAAGCGAGUAAUGCCAUGUAAUUUCUAGAUCCGAAUAGUUUAGCCUCGUCCCUCACGAUAUGACACAAUGUGAAAAAAAAAAAAAA